This is a messenger RNA of Trichoderma gamsii, 1344 nucleotides long. RefSeq lists its product as hypothetical. The coding region runs from base 1 to 1344 and encodes 447 amino acids. Gene Ontology annotation, biological process: regulation of transcription by RNA polymerase II. The record is from RefSeq and is a predicted model, not a curated record. The transcript has 2 exons. NCBI's taxonomy places the organism in Eukaryota, Fungi, Ascomycota, Sordariomycetes, Hypocreales, Hypocreaceae. Gene Ontology annotation, molecular function: RNA polymerase II cis-regulatory region sequence-specific DNA binding; DNA-binding transcription factor activity, RNA polymerase II-specific. Gene Ontology annotation, cellular component: chromatin.
AUGGACGGCCCUCAAUACCCGACCAAUGGUGUAAACACAUCUGCGGCUCAAACUUACCCGUCACCCACGGCCAUCUCGCCUCACCAGCUUCAAACUGGUUCUCCUCUGCCGCAGACGCUCCCGCCUCUGCAGCCCCAUACCGUGGCCAUGCAGCCUCUCUACGGCAGCCACCCGCACACACCGCGAACUCCGGGCACUCCAAACACUCCAAACCAGAACCUGCCCAGCUACCAACAGCAGACCUCGCAGCCUGGCCACCGUCCUGGCAUCUACUCCAUGGCCCAGAACCCGUACCCUCACCAGGGCUAUGCUACGUCUGCUGGUAUGAUGCCUCAAGCUACCACUGCGGUCUCGCACCCGCAGCCCAUUGCUCCCGCGCCGUCUGGUGGCCGUGGACCUCCGGUUCUGCGCCCCAUGCCCCCCGGUGGCAUUAUGCCCCAGCCCGGUGUAGCCUCUCCCUACGGACCUGGUUCUCUCAUGCAGCCCAACUCCAUCCUCCAAGAUGGUGAGCAGCCUACCCACGUUGUUGGAUCUCAGGGCCGCCGAGGAAUACUGCCUAGUGCUCCUGGACGCCCUGCUGCUCAGGCGGCUGGAACUGGUGCCAAGAAUACUGUUAUCCCCGUCAAAGAUGCUGAUGGAAAGUUCCCGUGCCCUCACUGCACCAAGACUUACCUCCAUGCCAAGCACUUGAAGCGCCACCUCCUGCGUCACACUGGUGACCGCCCCUACAUGUGUGUUCUCUGCCGGGACACAUUCUCUCGAAGCGACAUUCUCAAGCGUCACUUCCAGAAGUGCUCUAUCCGCCGUGGCAACCCCACCGGUGCUAGCCACUUGUCCCACCCGCAAGCUCACGUCAAGAAGAAUGCUCAGGCUCAGCAGAAGGCAGCUCUUGAGAAUGGAGGAGAUCUGAACCACUUGAAUGGAUUGGGUAACAUGGGUGGGAACAACAUUGUUCAUCCCUUUGGUAUUGUUCCCGUUCAGGAUGGCAUGAAUGGCAUGGGUGGCGACCAGAGCCAACUCUCCAGGUCGAGCAGCAUGGGUAGACUUGAUAAUGAUGCGGACCGGAGGAACAUGACUGGGUCUGUAAUGGGCUCCUCGCAGCAAUAUGCGGGCGACGUUUCUAGCUCCAUGACCAAUCAACAGAUGCCAAACUACAGUAUGCCCCCUGGUCAGAAUGGUAUUCCCAUGUACGGCGGUUCCAACCCGAACCAACAGCCUGGCCUUGACUGGUCUCAGGUCUUCCAGCCUGGUGCGCACCAACCUCCGAUCCAUCAUCCUAAUUCAGCCCCUAAUCAUGGACAGACGCAGACCGAAAUCAAGGCCGAGCCUAAUCUGGCCGGUUAG